UCAAACUAAAUUUAUUGCAUUGGCUGUGAAUUCCAUCUGACAAUUAAAAUUUUGUUGCAGAUGUCUCCUCUAGUGGCAGCACAAGGACUGUCAAGCGGAAACAACCGCCCCGGGACAGGAACUAGCAGUAUUAGCGGAUAUUCAGCUCUCUUCCCCUCUAAUUAUAACGCAGUAGGUAAUCGUGGCUGGUCUGCAAGUUGCCUAAGACCCGCGCCGCCUUUGCGUCCUUGUCUCGCCCUCGGUACCGCAUCAAACGGUUCGCCCAUUAGAUCGAAUCGUAAACCGACCACCUAUGCGGAAGACGCCCUUAUAUUAGACGUAAUCGAGGCGUACUGUUCGAAUGGAAAAUCGAAAAACACCAUUCCUUCAGUGGAGCUACUAACCGGUGGUAAUGUACAAAUGCAUGAUAAACUUGCACGUUCCAAUUUGCACAGAUCUAGUGUCGAUCUAGGUCGUUCUUCAUCUGCUGUUAUUACCCAACCGUUGCACAGGCGUAGCUUCCGGCCUCAUGUUAGAGCUUCCACUUGGUGUUGUGGUUCACUUAUAAUGAAACGAGUGAAACACAGCAUUUAGUUUGUUUGUUGUUCUAUUUAUAUGCUUGUAAGUAGAAUUUUUUAAGAAAUUUUGGGUGGUGUUAUUUCUAUUCUAUAUUUAUGCAUUAUUGCAUACUUUAUUUCUUUUUCUGUAGCACUAUUUGUAAGGUACUUGCUCUGUAGUAUUUUUGUCAAUGUUUUGAUCAGUAUUAUUUAGUUGUUAUACUUUACAACUUGUAUAGUGGGGUUUAUGGGUACAUGGUGGUUAAUGAUGCUAUCGCAGCAUGGUUAAAAAUUGAAACUUUGACUUUAGCAUUUUGCAACUUAAACGUCGUUAGCCACCCUGUAAGUGAGUUAGUUUAGUAAUUAAGCAGUGUUAGUGCGUGUGAAAGUAUAAACAAUUAUAAUGGCGCUCUUAGUAGAAUGGGUUAAUUGUAAAGUAUGACACGUAACUACUUCAUAUUUUAUAUUGUCUGCACAUGUUUAGUUUAGUCGCUUGCUACUUUAAGUAAGUACGAGAUAGGUAUUAAAAAAUAUGCACUUUUUAUAUAACAAUUAAUAUUCAUUGUGCUUUACCAUUUUCUACUUUCUAACACAAUCUAGUAAAUUUCCUUACCUCUACUCUUCUAGUUUGCUCGUUGCAUGAUUAGACUGGUGUGAUGUCUGCCUUUUCAUUUCACUCGCCAGCUUUUUGCUUUUUUUUUUCAGCAAAUACCAUGGGAAGUUUUACUUUUCUGUUUAUUAUCACAGCGAGAUGUUCAAUAUAACUUGCGAGGGUCAAGGUGUAGAGAGUACAAAUUAAAUUUUUAACAUGUGCAUGUAAUAAUUUAAUGACGCUUUGCAUUUCAUUAUACAUUUCAGUUGAAGUGCAAUCUUAUCAUGAUGGAUCGUCAUCAGAGACGGAAAAAAAUAUAGCAGACUCUAUAAAAUCAAUGAAAUGCCAAAUAAAAAAUUUGGAAAUAAAUUUAGCGACGUUAUCGUCUCAACUUACAGAGGAGCGUGGUGCUAGAUGUGCCCUACAGACAAUUAUGAAAUCGCAUGUAGCUUUAAAUUGUAAAGAUUGCGACAGUAUUGAGUGGCCAACAAUGGAGAGUAAUAUAUUAAAUUAAUAUACGUAACCUAUUGUUAAUUAAUUCUAAUGAUUGUAUUAGCGUAAAUGGUAUUAUUUUUUAAUUUCUUUCACUAUUAGAUCUCUGUAAAUGACCCUGUAUUAAAUUAUGACCUAUUUUUAGAUGUAAAUAAAUACAGUGCCUAUUAACUAAUGUAAUUGUAUUUUGUAAUAGAUUGUUAUAUUUAAUUCCAUACGAAAAAUUUUAUAGAGCUGUAAUAAUAGUUUCGAACAUUUUACAUUAUUUAAUAUAAUAAAUAAUACUG
Messenger RNA from Photinus pyralis (common eastern firefly), 1907 nucleotides. RefSeq names its product rho guanine nucleotide exchange factor 7-like. The record is from RefSeq and is a predicted model, not a curated record. The coding region runs from base 61 to 573 and encodes 170 amino acids. The transcript is spliced from 2 exons. NCBI's taxonomy places the organism in Eukaryota, Metazoa, Arthropoda, Insecta, Coleoptera, Lampyridae.